Messenger RNA from Brienomyrus brachyistius, 1110 nucleotides. It is a transcript of the gene nutf2, whose product is annotated as nuclear transport factor 2. Gene Ontology annotation, biological process: protein import into nucleus. Gene Ontology annotation, cellular component: nuclear pore central transport channel. The transcript has 5 exons. NCBI's taxonomy places the organism in Eukaryota, Metazoa, Chordata, Actinopteri, Osteoglossiformes, Mormyridae. The coding region runs from base 175 to 558 and encodes 127 amino acids. The record is from RefSeq and is a predicted model, not a curated record.
CUCGCCAACAAAAAUGAACUCCACUUCCCAGAAUCCAACAAGGCGUGUCCGUUAAUGUGAGCAUGCGCUGUCCAACAGACGCGGAUUGACUCAGCCGCGCUCGCAGAUCGCCAUAACUGGGGAAACAGCAGUAGCUAGCUGUUUUGGGCCUCCGUGUCUGUCGGGUGAAUCAGGAUGGGAGACAAGCCAAUCUGGGAGCAGAUAGGAUCCAGCUUUGUGCAGCACUACUACCAGUUGUUUGAUACAGACAGGACCCAACUUGGAGCAAUAUAUAUCGAUGCAUCAUGCCUUACGUGGGAAGGACAGCAAUUCCAGGGAAAAGCAGCAAUUGUUGAGAAACUUUCUAGCCUCCCCUUCACGAAAAUCGCUCACAACAUAACAGCGCAAGACCACCAGCCAACUCCCGACAGCUGUAUAUUGAGUAUGGUAGUAGGACAACUAAAAGCUGAUGAGGACCCCAUCAUGGGAUUCCAUCAGAUCUUUCUCCUGAAGAACAUCAACGAUGCCUGGGUGUGCACCAAUGACAUGUUCCGGCUGGCCAUUCACAAUUUCGGCUAAAGGCGCUGGUGGGAAGCGGGGAACGUGGGACAGUGGUGGGGGUGAAGGUUACCCUCCUGGCCCAGCUCACUCCCGACGUCCGCCUCCCUCUGCUCCCCACGUUCCUCCAUCCCUGCCUCUGAGAAGUAAACCUCCUCUACACUGGAUCCCAGAUGUCGUUCACACAAAAAACCCCGACCAGUCAGUGGACAGAAGCGACACGCAGGCACGAGCAAUCUCCGGGACACAAACUCCUGUUCUACGCCGAAUGGCUACAGCUGCCUGCAGCCUGUCAUAGCCCCUGCACUAUUCUGCAUGCUGUUGGGAACCUAGAAUAGCUGCAUUAUUGAUGCCAGAAGAGCAACUUACUUUUACACUGUUUUAUACUUUCAGUUCAUUGUUACUCGGGCUCAGUUUUCUCCCUUUUUAGUUCACUGGCAUUUAAUUUUACAUGUACUGACAGGUUGCUCUCGCAAUCCAAAGAAACAUCACUGACCAGCCCAUCGUCACCCCCAAUCUGUCCCAGGGUGAUUCCUACCACCACAAUACACAAUAAAUCUUGACUUUUUCUUA